Cercopithifilaria johnstoni is the source of this 1587-nucleotide messenger RNA. The record is from the annotation of a GenBank genome assembly. Lineage: Eukaryota; Metazoa; Nematoda; Chromadorea; Rhabditida; Onchocercidae.
AUGUCAAUGAAUUCAGAGGCAGAUGUUUCAUCAUUGGCAAGUAGUAUUGAGUUAAAGGAUUCAUUUAUAAAUACAAAAUGGUUUCGACCGGGUGAAAGUCAUUCAGUGAUGCCUACCGGAAAUAAAUGGCACAAACGAGCAAAAGAAACAGAAGUUAUUAACUUUCAAGAUUACAUAGUUUCGCAUCGUCCAUUUUACAUGCGUUGGUACGAAUCAUAUAAAAUUCGUGCUUUAAAUCAAAGACUUGAACAGUACAAAAUAGACGAAAUACGUAAUUUCAUAGAACAAAAAAUUCGCAAAAUAAUGGAUGUGGUAAGGGAACAGGAAACCAAAUUACACUUAAUUUCUUCGGUUGUCCUAAAACCGGAUCGGAUGAAAAGUGAUCCUGAUGAGUUGACACGUAAAUAUGGGACAAACUUGAUUCGGUGGCUGGAUAAUGUUGCAACUGAACUGAGCCAGCCGUCGUCGAAAAUAAUCGAAGAGCUAAUGCGUGAUUUCAUGUGCUUCAAAGCGGUUGACCCAUUGUCAUAUUGGACUGAACAAAAUAAUGAAUUUUACUGCCAGAUGCUUGAAAGGAUAAACAGUUUCGCUUCUGCAAUGGGUGAUAUGGUUAAAUAUUCAUUUAUUAUUGAGCCGGGCACAGUAACACCUCAUCUCUCGGAAUAUGUUGCCGAAUUCCAGCAAUUAGAAACAUUCUUUGAGCGUAAUCCGUUAUCUUUGGAAGAAGCAAAACACAUUGCUUUUAGUCGAAAUCUUGAUAAGACAAGAAAUAAGUAUGACAUUUUGGAGCCUAACAAUGGGACGAAUCAAACCAAUGAUAACAGCGAUGAUUUCAUUCAUGCAUCAUACGUACGUGGUGGUCCACUGUUGAACACGUUUAUUCUAACACAAGCACCACUUCCAUCAACAAUCAAUGAUUUCUGGCAAAUGGUCUGGCAGGAACGCCCGAAAUACAUUAUUAUGUUAUGUAAAGCUGUUGAUAUCAAACAUUUAGGUCUAUUAGAUGGAGUGCUGCCUAACACGUGCGUAUAUUAUUGGCCAAGAUAUGAACAUGAUAAAGCACGAUAUGGUGAUUAUAUUGUUUGCAAUCAUAAAAUCGAUUGUACCACUGAUCCACUUUUCAAUGUCACCCAUUUAACAAUCCAUCGAACUGAUGAUAAAGAAGGAUUUAUGCAUAAAUUAGAACAUUGGCAAUAUGACUGGAAUGAUUUCACCGAUUUUGAUUGGCCAUUGCGGAUACUUCGUCGAACACGCUUAUCGCCAACGGCAACAAUUAUACAUUGUUUGGAUGGUUGCGGUCGUUCUGGUACUUUAGUCACUAUAGAAGUGUUACUAAUGCAUUUACUUAGAGGAUCGGCUCGAUAUAAUAGGUUGGUACUUACGACAGCAGUAUUUGUUCGACUUCAACGACGUCAUGCAAUUUCAUCACCGUUACAAUAUCUGUUUAUCUAUCGUACAUUGCUUCAUUGGAUGCAACCAUUUAUUACUUCGAAUAUUACGCGUUUCAUACUUGGAUUGAUUUUUCCUGAUUGGGGCUUUGUUGGUAAAUAUCAGAAAAUGAUCAGUCGUCGUUAUAGAUUUGAAUGA